Prosopis cineraria is the source of this 843-nucleotide messenger RNA. Its product is annotated as ethylene-responsive transcription factor ERF023. The record is from RefSeq and is a predicted model, not a curated record. NCBI's taxonomy places the organism in Eukaryota, Viridiplantae, Streptophyta, Magnoliopsida, Fabales, Fabaceae. The transcript has a single exon. Gene Ontology annotation, molecular function: DNA binding; DNA-binding transcription factor activity. Gene Ontology annotation, biological process: regulation of DNA-templated transcription. Bases 17 to 613 code for a protein of 198 amino acids.
CCCUGGCACUUUGUGAAUGGAGCCAACACCUCCCUGCACUCGCGACGAUGACCUAACAGCCGCUGCAUCCUCCGUCGCCGUUGACACAGUUGACAAGUCUGAUAAGUCACGAGUCGGAGGCACGCGCCACCCAGUGUACCGGGGUGUCCGUAAGCGGCGGUGGGGCAAAUGGGUGUCGGAAAUCCGGGAGCCCCGUAAGAAAUCACGCAUAUGGCUGGGGUCGUUUCCGGUGCCGGAGAUGGCAGCAAAGGCUUAUGACGUGGCGGCGUACUGCUUGAAAGGCAGGAAAGCACAGCUCAAUUUCCCCGACGAGGUGGAGCUCUUGCCGCGGCCAUCCACAUGUGCCGCCAGAGAUAUCCAGGAGGCGGCAGCUAAGGCGGCUCAUGCAAUGAAAUCCUCAGCGAAGAAGAAUAGCAUUAUGUCCGACGGCGACGGCGACGGCGACAGCGGGGGCGAUGAUUUCUGGGGCGAGAUUGAAUUGCCAGAGCUGAUGAACAGCGGGCGUUUCUGGAGUUCUCCGAGCGGGUCAUCGUGGGCUCCUUCCGGCGACAUCACGGUGUGGCCGGAGAUGGAGCUGCUGUCGCAGCAGCAACAAUUCAUGGCGUGCUUAUAAUGUGUAUUAAUGGCGUCCAGUGGUUGGUAUGCUCCGUAUAUAUUUGCCAACUGUUUGUGUUCUCAUCAAUAAUAAACAAUAAUUAUUGGAGUAUUAGUUAUUAUUUUAUUGUUAUAUCAUGGUUGCUACACAGCAUAAAUAGUCAAAUAUUCAUCAGCUCAGACACUAAUUUGUUGAAUCAGUGAUACAAACAUGUGUUUGCUUCUUAAUACUAUUCAGUAUUCAUCGUA